AUGCAGAUCUCAAAGAUUGUCUCUGUUGCGGGCCUUAUCAUGGGCGCCGCCGCCAGGCUCCACAGUGCCGCCGUCUGCGUUCAGAACCGCUCGUACGGCAGCACCGGCAACGGAACCCCCUACGGCCUCAGCUACGGUAGCUUCACCGACUACGAGAUCGACACUAGCGCCACCCAGUGCGCCUGCGGCUACUACAGGAACCGCAACACCGGCAACAACCAGUGGGACCACUGCCCCGACUGCGCCUUUGACGGCAUCCAGUGCGUGUCCAACGCUUGGCACAUUGGUGGAGACGAGAUGGAAUACUACUGUUCGCACAAGUGCGGCGCUCAGGGUUCGGAGGCCAACUAG
Pyricularia pennisetigena is the source of this 351-nucleotide messenger RNA. RefSeq lists its product as uncharacterized. Lineage: Eukaryota; Fungi; Ascomycota; Sordariomycetes; Magnaporthales; Pyriculariaceae. The coding region runs from base 1 to 351 and encodes 116 amino acids. The transcript has 3 exons. The record is from RefSeq and is a predicted model, not a curated record.